AUGAAUUCAGGUCGUCUUCAGGAAUACGAGGUCAUCGGGCGCCACCUGCCCACCGAGGCUAACCCUUCCCCCGCCCUCUACCGCAUGACCAUCUUCGCUCCCAACGAGACGGUCGCCAAGUCCCGAUACUGGUACUUCUUGCGUGGUCUCAAGAAGGUCAAGAAGGCCACCGGUGAGAUCGUCAGCAUCAAGGUGCUCCACGAGAAGCACCCUCUUAAGGUCAAGAACUUUGGCAUCUGGAUCCGAUACGACUCUCGUUCCGGCACGCACAACAUGUACAAGGAGUACCGUGAGCUGUCCCGAACAGAUGCCGUCGACUCCCUCUACUCCGACAUGGCUGCCCGCCACCGUGCCCGCUUCAGGUCGAUCCACGACCAGAUCCUCCGCGUCGUCGAGCUCGAGAAGACCGAGGAUGUCAAGCGACCCUACAUCCGCCAGCUCACUCAGAAGGGCCUGAGCUUCCCUCUCCCCCACCGAAUCACCAAGGAGAACACCAAGAAGGUGUUCAGCGCGAAGCGACCAUCCACUUUCGCUUAG
Molecule: messenger RNA, 537 nt
Organism: Fusarium keratoplasticum
Lineage: Eukaryota; Fungi; Ascomycota; Sordariomycetes; Hypocreales; Nectriaceae
Product: 60S ribosomal protein L20
Exons: 3
Coding region: 1-537 (178 amino acids)
Biological process (GO): translation
Cellular component (GO): ribosome; cytosolic large ribosomal subunit
Molecular function (GO): structural constituent of ribosome
Source: RefSeq, a predicted model, not a curated record